Molecule: messenger RNA, 260 nt
Organism: Staurois parvus
Lineage: Eukaryota; Metazoa; Chordata; Amphibia; Anura; Ranidae
Source: the annotation of a GenBank genome assembly
CAAUAUUAUCUGCUCAUAUUCAGCCAAAUGCUUCACAACUCAUUGGACGCCGCUUCACAUGUGUUCAAUGUGUGGCCCCCAGGGGCGGACUGACAACUCAUAGGGCCCCCGGGCAAUAGGGGAUCAUGGGGCCCCUGUGUCCUUGCCCAAACUCAAAAAAGCCUAUGAAAAGGUACCAGGGGCAUCUCAUGGGGCCCCCUACUGACCCCGGGCCCUCGGGCAGUGCCCGAGUUUCCAAAUGGUCAGUCCGCCCCUGGUGG